Molecule: messenger RNA, 3757 nt
Organism: Pongo pygmaeus (Bornean orangutan)
Lineage: Eukaryota; Metazoa; Chordata; Mammalia; Primates; Hominidae
Gene: SNX5
Product: sorting nexin 5
Exons: 13
Coding region: 2101-3000 (299 amino acids)
Biological process (GO): retrograde transport, endosome to Golgi; intracellular protein transport; pinocytosis
Cellular component (GO): endosome
Molecular function (GO): phosphatidylinositol binding; dynactin binding
Source: RefSeq, a predicted model, not a curated record
UACAUGGGCUUGCAGCCUUGUGAAAUGAUGAUUCAGUUUAUCCAUUCGCUGAGUGUGCUACACUGACCUCCUUCCAAGCUUCAGUUCCUGUUCUAGGAACUUGAGGCUAUGUAGCCUGAAAAUGCCCUGCAGUCUGCAGUGUUCUACUGUGAACUGCUUGUGUGUGUUGGCAGGCUACCGGUAAGAAUGGUUGGUGUCAGCAGGGGUGGGGCCCUCUGAGACCCAUCUCACAAAGAUGAGUGGUGAAAAUCUGAUCACUUGCUGCAGCCCUUUAGUUUUUUAUUAAGCCGAUGCCUGAGUAGCUUUAAUAGCUAUUAGCUAUGUUAGUAGACUGAGAUCUUCUGUUAGAAGUCUUUAGUUCUGUUUUCCUUGGGGGACUAAGAAAUUAUAUUGCAGGCCUGAAUUACAGGAAGGGGAGAACCAAUGGCUAGGGAAUGAGAGCCAAUACCUGUAAAAGCAGAGUUGGGCUGGGCGCGGUGGCUCACGCCUGUAAUCCCAGGACUUUGGGAGGCUGAGGCGGGCAGAUUACGAGGUCAGGAGUUAGAGACCAGUCUGACCAACAUGGUGAAACCCUGUCUCUACUAAAAAUACAAAAAUUAGCCGGGUGGGGUGGCGCGCGCCUGUAAUCCCAGCUACUCAGGAGGCUGAGGCAGGAGUAUCUGGGAGAAACCCCGGGGGUGGAGGUUGCGGUGAGCUGAGACUGUGCCACUGCACUCCAGCCUGGGCAACAGAGUGAGACUCCGUCUCAAAAAAGAAAAAAAAGCAGAGUUAAUAUAUUGCUUAUAGUUAGUUGAACCAGUUGUUUUUCACACACCAGUGCCAUAAUCUAAAGUUGAGAUUGAACACAGAUAGGUAGGUAUUAGUUAUCUUCAGGAUGGAAGAGAAUAGUAACAAUUCGGAGCACCAAUGGGAACAUUGUUUCCUGAGAGUUCAAACUAAUAAAGUAGCAUAUGUUUCCUAAAUAUGUAUCAUGUGAAUCUUUAAUGUUUGUGGACAUUAAUACAAAUCUAGAGUGUGACAGAACAUCUUUGAAUUUUAUGUUCUCACUUAACGAAUAUUGGAUUAGGCAAGGUGUGGAUACCUUUCCAGCUGAAAAUCUGAUCAAGGAGGCAGGCUUCUUGGCUCCAUGCUAAAAAUCAUUGAUGAUUUGUCAUAUUGGCCCUCUUCCUGGCAAAAUCUUAGUUUCUUAGGCAGUGGAAUGAAGCAUAACAAAACAAAAUCCCUAGAGGCUAGGAACAGAUAGUUUGAAAGAGAAGACACUGUAGCAUGUGCUGCUUAAGUACAUAUUUUCUGCUUUUGGAAUGGAAACUAGGAAGUCAUUUAAAUAGAUAUGUGUCUUUUUUAUCCUAUCUAGUAAUUUAUGUGGGAUAUUCAAAUAGGAAAAUACGGGCUAGCACUGCAUAUUGUAUCAAUGUCUUACAUUGUAUACAAAUGACUAUUAGAUUUAGAUGACUAAUUAGAUUUAAAUGACUGUUCAACUAGCCCCAGUCUAACAGAUCAGAGAUUGUGGAGUUUCACUUCUUUGGACUGUGUCUUUUUCAUUUUGGUGCUGAGUCUGCAGUCACCAUAACCACUUACAAAAAAACUGUAUUUUUUCUGUUCUCCUCGUGGGUUCUGAGUUUUAGAAUCUUGCCUUUUGUGUUGUUCAGUCAUCCAGGUGCCCUUUGCCCUCUGUAAGCCAUUAAAUCUUUUGAAGAGGCGGCUUUGCUGGUAGAGUCCUAAGUGAAAUUUUGACCAAAAGUGAGUUUAUGAAGACUGGUGGGCAGGAGCUCAAGAGCUGCAGGGUUGUCCUGCAGCCAGUGUCUGAUGUGCCCCAGCUGGGAAGCUGAUGAAUAGCUGAGAUCUGUAUCUGUGGACCUGAAUGUUGAUCCCUCGCUUCAGAUUGACAUACCUGAUGCGCUCAGUGAGAGAGAUAAAGUCAAAUUUACAGUGCACACAAAGACCACACUGCCCACGUUUCAGAGCCCAGAGUUUUCUGUUACAAGGCAACAUGAAGACUUUGUGUGGCUACAUGACACUCUUAUUGAAACAACAGACUAUGCUGGGCUUAUUAUUCCACCUGCUCCUACGAAGCCCGACUUUGAUGGUCCUCGAGAGAAGAUGCAGAAACUGGGAGAAGGUGAAGGGUCUAUGACCAAAGAAGAAUUUGCCAAGAUGAAACAAGAACUGGAAGCUGAGUAUCUCGCUGUGUUUAAGAAGACUGUGUCCUCCCAUGAAGUCUUUCUUCAGCGGCUUUCUUCUCACCCUGUUCUCAGUAAAGAUCGCAACUUUCAUGUUUUCCUGGAAUAUGAUCAGGAUCUAAGUGUUAGGCGGAAAAAUACUAAAGAGAUGUUUGGUGGCUUCUUCAAAAGUGUGGUGAAAAGUGCUGAUGAAGUCCUUUUUACUGGAGUUAAGGAGGUAGAUGACUUCUUUGAGCAAGAGAAGAACUUCCUUAUUAACUAUUACAAUAGAAUCAAAGAUUCUUGUGUGAAAGCUGACAAAAUGACCAGAUCUCAUAAAAAUGUUGCCGAUGACUAUAUCCACACCGCAGCCUGCUUACAUAGCCUGGCUUUAGAAGAGCCCACAGUCAUCAAAAAGUACCUAUUGAAGGUUGCUGAGCUAUUUGAAAAACUAAGGAAAGUAGAGGGUCGAGUUUCAUCAGAUGAAGAUUUGAAGCUAACAGAGCUCCUCCGAUACUACAUGCUCAACAUUGAAGCUGCUAAGGAUCUCUUAUACAGACGCACCAAAGCCCUCAUUGACUAUGAGAACUCAAACAAAGCUCUGGAUAAGGCCCGGUUGAAGAGCAAAGACGUCAAGUUGGCUGAGGCACACCAGCAGGAGUGCUGCCAGAAAUUUGAACAACUUUCCGAAUCUGCAAAAGAAGAACUGAUAAAUUUCAAACGGAAGAGAGUGGCAGCAUUUAGAAAGAAUCUAAUUGAAAUGUCUGAACUGGAAAUAAAACAUGCCAGGAACAAUGUCUCCCUUUUGCAGAGCUGUAUUGACUUGUUCAAGAAUAACUGAUAUGCCUUCACUCAGAAGAAAAGAAAUGAAUGUGAAAGAAAGCCAAGCAUCACUUGCACUUAAAUCAUUACCACGGAAGAUAUAUUAGCUUCAACUUUAGUUUAAAAUUAUGUGAAUAAAUAUUUUGAUUUCUACAAAUCUUAACAUUUAACCAUGUUGGUUUAAAAAUAUUAUUGCUUGCUACUUGGACAUAACUAAAUUUUCCUUGUGCAUUUAAUACCUCUGGGCAGAAUCUAAAUACUGGGUUCUCCCGUAGUUCGUCUUUAGUUACUAAGAAAGGGUGUAGGAGACAUUUGCCUUCUGGAAACAAGUAGAAGCAAUCACCUGGCCCAUGUCCCUACAAACCCAUGAUUGUCAGGGAGGUGCCAGUUACAGCAGGUGAUUCAGCUACUUGAGGCCGGUAACAGACCUUCCAUUCCUCACUGAAGGUGGGGUUUGUGUUUUUGUUUUGCCCUGUUACUCCACUGGUAGUCCUUUGGUGUUUGUACUAUAACAACAGCAAGAAAAUCUCAUUUAUCUUUAUAUACUCUUUGCACCUCCUUUUUUUAGUCGAGAUAUAAAUAUUUGAGAGGAGAGAAAUAUCUACGGGUAUAUAUGGAAACAAAUAAUGUGGUCUGCUUUAUAAGAUGGCCAGAUCUACAUUAGGAAAAGUAUGAGCCCCCUCCCUAGUGGCUGUUGGGGGGGUGAGGGGGGUAUGGUGUAUGUCUUUGGGCAUUUGUUUUUUAUAAAGCAUAUAAUAAAAUAAUCGUGCUACUAA